This is a messenger RNA of Sungouiella intermedia, 867 nucleotides long. Lineage: Eukaryota; Fungi; Ascomycota; Pichiomycetes; Serinales; Metschnikowiaceae. The record is from the annotation of a GenBank genome assembly.
AUGGGAUUGGAUCAAUCUUACGUAACUAAUUCGGUCUGGAAGCCAGACUUGUUCAGAGGGAAGGUUGUAUUCGUCACAGGUGGCGCAGGCACUAUCUGUCGCGUGCAAACUGAAGCGAUGAUUCUUCUUGGUGCCGAUGCUGCUAUUGUUGGUAGAAACAAGGAGAAAACCGAUAAGGCUGCUCAGGAGAUGGCUCAGUUGAGACCAAACGCGAAGGUAAUCAGCUGUCCCAACACUGACGUGAGAGAUGUCAAGUCGAUUGCAAAAGCUGUGGAGCUCACCGUUAAAGAGUUGGGUAGAAUUGACUUUGUCAUUGCAGGUGCCGCAGGAAAUUUUUUGGCUGACUUCAACCACUUGUCAUCCAAUGCGUUCGCCUCGGUUGUCAACAUCGAUUUGCUUGGAUCGUUCAACACCGCGAAAGCCACAUUCAACGAGCUCAAAAAGACGAAAGGCUCUAUCAUUUUUGUCAGUGCUACGUUGCAUUACUACGGUGUGCCUUUCCAGGUUCAUGUGGGAGCUGCCAAAGCAGGUGUAGAUGCGUUGUCUAACGCGUUAGCUGUGGAGUUGGGACCGUUGGGUAUCCGGUCCAACUGCAUCGCACCAGGCCCCAUUGCCGGCACUGAGGGCUUAGAGAGACUCGUACCCGACAUCAACGAGUGUAUCCGUAAAGUACCACUUCAACGGUUGGGCAGCACCCAAGACAUUGCUGAAGCAACUGUGUACUUGUUCUCUCCUGCAGCCAGCUAUGUCACGGGAACUGUCCAAGUUGUGGAUGGAGGAAGUUGGCACUUGGGCCUGCUGUCCACGCUGCACUUGUACCCUGUCGAGAUCACUAAGAAGAACGCCCAGGAAAACGGCAAGCUCUAG